Molecule: messenger RNA, 672 nt
Organism: Laccaria bicolor S238N-H82
Lineage: Eukaryota; Fungi; Basidiomycota; Agaricomycetes; Agaricales; Hydnangiaceae
Exons: 1
Coding region: 1-672 (223 amino acids)
Source: RefSeq, a predicted model, not a curated record
AUGUCGUGCUACUCCGCUUCUGCUUUCACGCAAUCCGCUCCCCAGGUGUCUUCCGACAGCUUCUCCCUCGACGACAACAUCCGUGUCGCAGCAAACACCUGCAAGGGCGUCGAACACCACGUCGCGGAUAUCACUGCGUUAUUAAUCAAAACACUCGGGUGUUCUGUCUCAAACGAACAUGCGGUCUUUGCUGAACGACGCCGCAAGUUCGUUCAAGAACCCCUUCCUGUCUUCAUCUCUACAAUCGUAAAUGAAAUCGCCCAGGACGUCCUUGACAUUGGGGGCGUCAUCGCAGCCGCCCACGUCCUUCUCAUGCAUCUGUACAUUUCCAAUCCUCUCGCAGGCGCCUCAUGGUCAGGCCAUGAGUUGUUCAUAUCUGCAUUCUCCUUCGCAGCUCAGGAACAGCCAGCCUCCCAUGCCGCAGGUUACAUCCAUGAUUAUGUAUUUUGGAGCAAACUCUCCAAGUUCACGGUCGACGAGGUAAUGGAGAUGCAGCUCCGCCUGUCUGCCCAACUUCAGGGACGGGUGUGGGUGUUUAGUGAGGCGAUGGAGCAGGUGAAGCAAUCACCUCUCAUGCAAUUACAAGCGCAAUGGAGGCAGGAGGACGAGGAGAUCAGACUGGAGAAGAGGAAGCAUUCUCUCCGCGGCCGCCUGUUUUUCUGGCGCGAUUGA